AACCGCUAGUUGUUUCUGUUCGUUAGUAGUCAGUUGUCCAGUGUUGUGUUAUUAUUGCUGUCAUAAAUGAAGAAGAAACGGGAAUGGUGAAAAUGAAACAAAGACUAUGCCAAAAGAUAGCAAAUGUCGGUAGAUGCCAUUGCUCAACGGGCUCCAUUGCAACCACAUCAUUUCGUGUCAGUGGAGACUCAACCAUCAGUAGUAGCCCCAUCAUCUACCCUUGCAGCCUCAUUACGUAAUCAGACGCAUUACAGCAACAGCAAUAGGAGCAGCAACAACAGUUUGCAUCAGACGAUAGAGAGAACAGCUGCACCUCCGCCACCCCAAAACAUAAUCAGAAGUCAAGUUCACAAUUCUACAUCAUCAAAAUCAGCAGGCGGCCAAAAAACUCAAUUCCAGUCUCAGCCAGAUUCCAUCCGUUGUAAACUCCAGCAGACUACAUUCGAGAGAGGCGCUUCCAGUAGUGUUUCCAGGGGCCAAACCAGACACAGCCCAGACUAACGCUUCUUCCAGAGUAGCCAUUUACAAUUCAGCUUCGAACCCUAACCUACAUAGUAGCUCCUCUCCAGCAGUGAGUCGCCAUAAAUUACAAGCGAACAUCAGCCACAACAAUAAAAACUACAAUAAUAGUAGUAUCAGUGUGCAGAAGUACAACUCAAUUGGACAGAGUUUAAACAGCAGAACUAAUUUGAACUCGCAAGACUCACUUGCUCAGCAGGGAUUCCAAAAUUCCCCAGGGUUUCAGGGGUUCAUCAUCCAGAGACCGGACUCACCUGGCCCGUUGGGCGACGUGGGAAGUAAUUCCAGAUUAGCACAGGGACAGUUGGGACCUCUGAGAAGUGCAGGAGCGACAGGAAAGGGUCAGGACAAGACGGCGGCUGUCCAGGUGAAGGCCAACACAGGCCUGAUAGCCUCAAUGCCGGUGGGUGGUGGUGGUGUCUCCUCCAAUUCCCAGCAGGGGGGAGGGGGCAGGGGCUCAGUGUCGGAAGUGAAGAGCAACCUAUCCACCAGUCACAGCAGACGAAACUUGAAUCAAACAAACAAGAAAGACGAGAAUAAUAACAAUAGUAGUACGACAGUGCUUCCACCCAUUGCAAAAGAUGCAUCUCAAAUUAAUUCUAACCAGCAGACGACAGAUACUAGCAGGACAAAAGACACCACAGGGACAGCAGUUGAGAACAGCAGGCGACAGAGUAAUUUUGGAGCAGGCAGUUCAUCUUCUAAUAGACUGUUGAGGGACAGGGGACUGCCGCCUGUGGGUGGGGCACUCUCGUCAGGUAUGACCCCAGAACAGGCCAUGACCCAGUACAUGCAGAAGUUGAGUGCCUUCGAACACCACGAAAUAUUCCAGUUCCCAAAAGUCUACUUCUGUGGUCACAAUGCCAAGAAGAGACAGGGGGCUGUGGGGAGUGGGAACAACAGUGGCUACGACGACGAGAGUGGCUGCUACAUUCCAGUGCCACACGACCACAUCGCAUACAGAUACGAAAUACUAAAGGUCAUCGGAAAAGGCAGUUUUGGUCAAGUACUGAAAGUAUACGACCACAAAACGAAUCAAUAUGUGGCCUUGAAAAUUGUAAGGAACGAAAAAAGAUUUCACAGACAGGCCCAGGAGGAGAUCCGAAUUCUGAUGCAUUUGAAGAAACAGGAUGUGAAUGAUUAUUAUAAGAUUGUUCACAUUUUCGACAACUUCGAAUUCAGACAUCACCAGUGUAUUACAUUCGAACUGCUGAGUAUGAACUUGUACGAACUGACGAAGAGGAACAGGUUCUCUGGCUUCAGUCUCCAACUAGUCCGGAAGUUCGCUUACUCAUUACUCCAGUGUCUAGAGUGCUUGUACAGGAAUAAAAUAAUCCACUGUGAUUUGAAACCGGAGAAUAUUUUACUGAAACAGCAGGGAAGAAGUGCGAUUAAAGUGAUCGACUUUGGCAGCUCGUGCUACGAACACCAGAGAGUGUAUACUUACAUCCAGAGCAGAUUCUACAGGGCGCCUGAGGUUAUUUUGGGUGCUAAAUAUGGAAUGGCUAUUGAUAUCUGGAGUUUCGGUUGUAUAUUGGCAGAGCUAUAUACAGGAAUUCCAAUAUUCCCUGGGGAGGAUGAGGCAGAUCAGCUGGCCUGUAUCAUCGAACUGCUGGACAUGCCUCCCCAGUCACUUCUGGACCAAUCAAAAAGAGCCAGGAACUUCAUCAGUAGUAGAGGCUACCCAAGGUAUUGUACAGUGUCGAUGCAGGAUGACCAGGUCAUUCUGGGUGCGGGAAGGUCAAGGAGGGGAAAAGUGAGGGGACCCCCAGGUUCGAAGACGUGGUCGCGUGCACUGCGUGAGUGUGAAGAUGAAGUGUUCAUUGACUUCCUGAAGAACUGCCUAAAGUGGACCCCCGAGGAGAGAUUCACCCCUGGAAGGGCACUCAGACACGACUGGCUGAGGAGGAGACAACCGGCUCAGAACCAACAGGGAACUGGCGCGCAAAAUAGUAUGAACACAAGUGGAGCACCAGCACCUAGUAGUCGAGACGCCAGGGCGUGAAUAAAAUAUACAUACAACCCCUCCCGGAAGAAACCGAACCCUAGUUAACCCACCCUACGAUGCCUCAACCCAAACCGCCCAUCGAAGAGAAAAAAAAAGAUCUACAUUACAUGGCUCAUUAUUAUAACUCCGCGCAGCUUAUGAAAUGAUGCUGAUUCGAUUAUGAUUUAUAAACCAAACAAACUUAUUGUAACCCUUUAACUAGUUAGUAGAUUUAUCCACUUACUUUAAAACGGUCACAGACUAAACUGAAUACUGUAUGCAGUAGCUAAUAUGAACGUAAUUUGACAAAGGGUUUUAGAUUUUUUCGAGCUGUAUUGAAAAAUAAA
Messenger RNA from Symsagittifera roscoffensis, 2853 nucleotides. Its product is annotated as dual specificity tyrosine-phosphorylation-regulated kinase 2-like. Gene Ontology annotation, biological process: peptidyl-threonine phosphorylation; peptidyl-serine phosphorylation. The record is from RefSeq and is a predicted model, not a curated record. Bases 917 to 2524 code for a protein of 535 amino acids. The transcript is spliced from 17 exons. NCBI's taxonomy places the organism in Eukaryota, Metazoa, Xenacoelomorpha, Acoela, Convolutidae. Gene Ontology annotation, molecular function: protein serine/threonine/tyrosine kinase activity; ATP binding; protein serine/threonine kinase activity. Gene Ontology annotation, cellular component: cytoplasm; nucleus; cytoskeleton.